Boleophthalmus pectinirostris (great blue-spotted mudskipper) is the source of this 4908-nucleotide messenger RNA. It is a transcript of the gene pank1a, whose product is annotated as pantothenate kinase 1a. Bases 330 to 1682 code for a protein of 450 amino acids. Gene Ontology annotation, molecular function: ATP binding; pantothenate kinase activity. NCBI's taxonomy places the organism in Eukaryota, Metazoa, Chordata, Actinopteri, Gobiiformes, Gobiidae. The record is from RefSeq and is a predicted model, not a curated record. The transcript has 8 exons. Gene Ontology annotation, cellular component: cytosol; nucleus. Gene Ontology annotation, biological process: coenzyme A biosynthetic process.
CAGCGCCGGUGCAGCCGCCGCGCACAGCUCAAUGUGGGGAAAUGACCGAGAGUGACCUCGAAGACGACACGCUGGUGUAGCCGCUGUUUGUACACACGCUUGUUUCAGCAUUAUUGCAAUGUGCGCUGAGGUUUAGUCCGAUCGUUAUUUUCUCUGUGAAGGAAAGGGCCAAAGGCCAUCUGUGAGUGCGUUAUUACGAGUGUGUUGCCGUGGUGCUAACAUUAGCGGGCUAAGCUAAGGUACGGUAGCCUGGUUUCUCGUCGCAGGCGUCAAGCCUUUUUCCUUUUUUUUCCUGCAGAUGCUAAGCUAAGGCUAGGCUAACAGCUGUCAUGGAUAAAGCCAAGUCAAUGAUGGACAAGAAGGGGGCGUCGGGGCCCUUUCAUAUGGCUAAUGGACAGAGCCAGCGGGGCUUUCAGAGUCCCACAAUUGUGACAGCAAAUGGAGCCUGCAGUAGCGGACACAACAGCCACAGCAACGGAGACAGCAUGCACCAUCUGCACCGAGGGGACGAGCCGGACUGCACCGGCUCCCCGGCCAAGAGGUCCAGGCUCCGGAGGAGGACCGAGUCCAUACGGCGGAACAGACCCCCCUUCCCCUGGUUUGGAAUGGACAUCGGGGGCACCCUAGUGAAGCUGGUGUACUUUGAGCCUGUUGAUAUCACUGCAGAAGAAGAGCAGGAGGAAGUGGAAAACCUCAAGUCUAUCCGCCGCUACCUCACCUCAAAUGUGGCCUAUGGUAAAACAGGAGUCCGGGAUGUGCACUUGGAGUUGAGAAACCUGACCAUGUGUGGCCGAACAGGGAAUCUUCACUUCAUCCGUUUCCCGAUACAGGCCAUGCACCGCUUCAUUCAGAUGGGCCGUGACAAGAACUUCUCCAGCCUACACACAACACUCUGCGCUACAGGGGGCGGAGCCUACAAGUUUGAGAAUGAUUUCCGAACUAUGGCUGAUCUGGAGUUGCUCAAGCUGGACGAGCUGGACUGCCUGAUCCGUGGUCUGCUGUAUGUUGACCACGUGGGCUUCAACGGUCACCCCGAGUGCUACUAUUUCCAGAACCCAUUAGACACACAGAACUGUGUGAAGAGACCCUGCACUUUGGACAACCUUUUCCCCAUGCUGCUGGUCAACAUCGGGUCAGGCGUGUCUAUCCUGGCCGUGUACUCUCAGGACAACUAUAAACGGAUUACUGGUACAAGUCUUGGAGGUGGCACCUUUCUGGGCCUCUGCUGCCUGCUCACUGGCUGUGAGACAUUUGAAGAAGCACUGGAAAUGGCCAGCAAGGGCGAUUCCACUAAUGUGGACAAAUUGGUCAAAGAUAUUUAUGGAGGAGACUACGAGCGCUUUGGUCUACAGGGCUCUGCAGUGGCAUCCAGUUUUGGUCACAUGAUGUGCAAAGAGAAGCGUGACAGCAUCAGUAAAGAGGAUCUGGCCCGGGCCACUCUUGUCACCAUCACUAAUAACAUAGGAUCCAUCGCUCGCCUGGUCGCCGUCAAUGAGAAAAUUGAACGUGUGGUAUUUGCCGGGAACUUUCUUCGUAUCAACACAGUAUCCACCAAACUGCUAGCCUAUGCCAUGGACUUCUGGUCCAAAGGGCAGCUAAAGGCACUCUUUCUAGAACAUGAGGGGUAUUUUGGAGCAGUGGGGGCUCUGAUGGAGCUGCUCAAAGCCUCCGAUGACCUGUGACCAGCACCUGUUUCUCUCAACUGUGAUGUCAACUACUGUCGAAGCUCCGACUGUGUUUCUCAAUGCUGCUCAGCGGUCUCCUGGAGGCCACUAAAGGAACUCUCAAUGGGAGGGGAUAUACUGUAGAUACAGAAACUGGGAAAAGCCAUUUUAUUAAUUUAUAUUCUGUAAAUAAGGAUAACUUCUAAUAUUCUUCUCCCAAGCAGAGGCUCCCUUAUAAUAGAGAUUUUAUCAUUGUAAGAUUAAUUUAUGCUCUAAUGUAAUUGACUCUAGUGUUUCCUGUAACCUGUGGGAGGCAUGGAGAGGUUUUGUUUUGCGUGUUUGUGUGAAUAGCUACUGUAGCAUUAAGUCUUUAACGCUGUAGUGCCCCAGUGACUGGUUGUGCAACAUUUAUGCAGAAAUCUUUUUUAUGUUGUCUGCUAUACGACACCGUUUACAUACACUCGGGCUUACAGUGAAGUCAAAUCAAGUGCCAGUAGCUGUAAUUGCCACCAUGCUACAAGCGCGCUAAAGCCAAAUUUUAAAUAUUCGUCCAACCUGCAGACUUUAAGUUAAACAGACAUUGAUAGCAUUAGAAGUGUCCUAGGCUAGCUUCUUUUCAUCCAUUGCAACUCUGAGUUCUACAUUGGUGGGACCAAGGCAUUGUCUUCCUCCUGGUAGCACUACAGCAGAACUGGUCUGCCUCAGCAUCCUUCAUUCGUUCCCCUCUGUUGCCCAGUGACACAUUGUCUAAGUGACCUAAACUACAGCGCCAUCUGCUGCCUUGAAGAGUGUUACAUGUCUGUAUGUUACGGGACAGGACCAAGAGGGAAACUAUUCCUAAAGGCAUAUGCAAACUGUAUUUCUGACCCAGUAAGUCAUUACACUCAGAUGAACAUGUGGCUUACAGGAAAAGGUACUGAAAAGGCAUUAGUUUAAUUUGUGUUGGCUACUAUUUAUUUUUCAUUAUUUGCAGAAAAAUUCAUGCCACAUCAUUAUCAUUUGAAGAGUUCAGUUGCAAAAACAGAUAUCUCAGUGUUGAAAAAUUGGCAAACAGUAUUUUUUUGUUGUUGCCAUUUUCUACAGAUAUUAUCAAAGACAAUAAUGUGAAUUUUAUCAAGGAUGGGUGUAAUAUUAUUUAGAUUGCAUUAAAAUACAUUUAGCUUAAGCCUAAAAUCACUUUUUAAAAUUGAACUUAUCUGUUUUUGCAAAUGACUCUUCAGUUAUUGGUGAGCCAAACAAGCAUUACUGAAGGAUGGUGAGAUCUAAAAUCCCUUGCUUAACGUGGUUGUAUUGUGUGUAAUAUGAAAAUAGAAUGAAGCUUUAAAUGUAGUCUCCUCUGCUACCUUCUGUUUUUGUGUUAAUACUCUUUUCCAUUCUGCACUGUACUUAAACAAAUGCCUUUUAUUUUUUGUGCAUUAUCUUUUUUAAUCAUAUUUUAACUUUUUGCAUCAUUCUGACGCCUCACUGUCUCCAGACUGAUCUUGAUGUUGUGUUCCUUAACCUUGUAGGCACAGUAUUUUACAGUGAAAACAAAAUAACAAAAUCGUUCAUUUAGUAACUUAUUCUGAUAGACCCAGAUUAAAUGAUGACAUAAUGCUUUUUUUUUUCCUUUUACAAACUUGAGUUGAUCCUUGUAUUCCACUUUGACCCUCACAAACAACUUGCUUUUGAAAUAUGUGUAAUCUUGAAUAGAUUAGUAGAUGAUUGUUCUAACUUAAAAAGAGGGGCAUAACACUACUAAUUCUCUGGGAAAAAUGCAAUGUGGUUGAAAUUAAGACUAGUUUGAGUACCAUGUCUUGUGUCAAUGAUGCAUGAUAUCUGUUUUUUGUUUUGUUUUUUUGUCCCAUCCUGUUUUUGCCUUGUUUUUUGUUUCAUGUUUGCAUUUUUAACCAUAGCCUUGAGCAGGUGUCACCUCUGCUUUAAAAUCCCAUAACCUCCCCCAUAUGCCUUCACUUGGACUUAACUCACGUGUGUCCUUCAGUUACUAUUUUUGUUUGUGAUUUUUGUACCAUGUAGUACAUUUAACUUAAGUUUAAAAAUAACAGGACAUUUUAUUACAUUUUUAUCUGUAUUUUUGGUUAAGGUCAGUUUAGGCAUUGAAUUCAAAAAACUGUUCCACCAUCAUUCAUCAUGUUGUCAUUCAUAACUUUUAACUGUUGAAACUGUAUUUUUUGUUGCUUUUGAGAAAUGGAAUCACAUAAUUCUUGACCCAUAUCUUCAGUAUUCAUUAACUUCUGUUUUUGUUAGAAAACCAUUGAUCUACUUAACAUCACAGUAUAUUUUGUAUAUGAAAAUAGUCUAGAGUAUUUUGCUCUUGUGGGACCAUGACAAAGAGAGCAGUGCAUGUUGCAGUACUAUUAGGAAUGUUUACUAAAUGCAUUUAAAGACCAGUGAACAGGCUCUUUGAAGUAUCCAUUUAAAGGCUAUGCAGUAACUUCUUCAUUGAUAAAACAUUGCGCCAAACUCAGCCUUUUAUGUCUUUCUGGAUUGUUGGCUGGUUUUGUGUUUUUUUUUUUUGUUUUUUUUUUUUUUUUUAUCCUGGAUUUGUCCUGUUUUAGUCUUGAUUAAGAGAGUUGUCUCCUUUUUAAGUUUUUAUCCUGACCAGAAAGUGAGACCUGUUUAAAACUGGAAUACGUAUUUGAUCUAUGCAUCUGUCUGUUUUUAAACUAUGUUCCAGUUUGCGUUCACACUGCUUUUCCUGUUAAGAACUACUACAUUAUGUUCUAUGGUUGUUUCUCCCCACACUGCAUCAUGAUAUGUAAUAUGGUCGAACUUCCUGUUGUGCUAAUGUGUCAUUGAAACCCUGGCAGGACUAAACCUUGCUUCUAUGUGUGUAUUUGAUUGUACAGAGAUUUUGUAAAUAAUAUUAAUAGGUUAUAUCCAACACCAGCAAUCUGUCUGAGGAUAGAGUUUAGCUCAGUGUGAGGGCGGGGUUUCCUGAACACUUUGAAAUUCCAAAGCAGUGGCCGCUUGAAGCAUAUGGAUAAGGUAAUGUUAGUGAUUAGUGUGUAGUCCUGCUGCUGUAGGCCCCAGUGUAAAUCUGCAGGGGUCCAGUUAGUGUUUCAGAGCACUGAUGGUGAUGAGCCCGGGGUUCAGAGCCACUUCUGCUGCUGCUGUUAAUUCUGGUUUGGAAGAAGAGGGUUAAAAUGACUAAUGACAAGACUCUCUGCCUUGUGCAAUGUAUGUUCUGAUGUGAAGGGUUUUGUUUUUUUCUAAAAUGGAAUAAACCCAAAACUGUACAAGA